Messenger RNA from Rhipicephalus microplus (southern cattle tick), 759 nucleotides. Its product is annotated as venom metalloproteinase antarease TserMP_A. Gene Ontology annotation, molecular function: metalloendopeptidase activity. The record is from RefSeq and is a predicted model, not a curated record. Gene Ontology annotation, biological process: membrane protein ectodomain proteolysis. Lineage: Eukaryota; Metazoa; Arthropoda; Arachnida; Ixodida; Ixodidae.
UCGCUCAGCAACGCCCAUAUAUAAGCACAAGUUUGUCAAGACGGAAUGGCGUCCUUUGUCCAUACGGUUGUGACCUCGACAAUGGAACGGUUUUCUAUACUGUGGCUCUUCUGUUCCUCACUUUUAGCCACCAGCCACCAGAAGUCGUUACCAUGGCGAGGUGUCAAAGUUUACCCUCGGGUAUUGGAGAGUCGGGGCAGUGCAUCUGAAAAAGUUCUCAUGGUUGCUGCCGGAUACUCUCUCGAUCUGCGCAAGGCGUCUGUCCUCGCAGACAGCGUGUUAAUGCGAGAUCUGACCGACAGUGGUGUCGUCGAGUUUUACAUUGCCGGAAAAGAACACGAAAGGCACCUCUACCAGGAUUCUGAGAAAAUGGCGUCACUACUACUUCAGCCUCAAGCGGGGGGACAGUAUCACAUAGUUGGGCUUCUCAACUCCACACAUCAAAUUCUACCCGUCAAAGCAUCAGAAAGGUCUUUGGAAGGACCAAACGCUCACGAGAUAUUGCCGAUCAAAACAAAUGACGGAGUCAGCGGUGUGAUCGAAGCAGCCCAUAAUGUUUAUCGGGAACAAGUAGUAAACUCUAGGCCAACCGCACGGUCCAUCAGCCUUCCGGAAAACUUCACCAUCGAGUUGGCCUUCUGCAGCGACUACUAUCACACCAAAGCCUUCGGGAAGGACACAAAAGCACGUGUCCACUAUGUCAUAACCAUGGUUCUCGCGCGGGUACCUCAGAACUGCAGUGCAGAAAUCACCCUAUGA